AUGACGAGACCGGCCCACCACCUGCCAGCCGCAGCCGCACUCGCCUCGGAGCACCCUCACCGCCGCUUCUCGCUCCAGGACGCUCUCGCCGUCCACCGCCUCGCACAACAGCGCACCAGGCUCGCACUCAAGACCCGCGAGGCCCUCGACAUCAUCGACCGAGCCAUCGCAAAGUUCGGCAUCGACUCGAUCGCCCUCAGCUUCAACGGCGGCAAGGACUGCACCGUCCUCAUCCACCUCUUGGCCACCGCCGUCCUCCGUCACCUCCACCGCCACGCCUUUGCCGACGAUGCACCCUCGUCGUCCUCGUCGCCAGCGCCCACUUUGCCCCCGAUCGAGACCGUCUACGUCCGGUGCCCGUCCCCUUUCCCGCAAGUCGAGGCCUUUGUCGCCCUGUCGACCCACUGGUACCACCUCGCCCUCGUCGCCGUCGACGACAGCAUGCGCGCCGGCCUCCAGACCUACCUCGACCUCAAGCAGCCCUCGCCACCAAAGGCCAUCCUCGUCGGCACCCGCCGCAACGACCCACACGGCGCCCUCCUCGAACCGCUCCAGCAGACCGACAAGGGCUGGCCCGACUUUUGCCGCGUCCACCCCGUCCUCGACUGGUCGUACGCCGACAUCUGGGCCUUCCUGCGCUCCGACGACCUGAGCCUCGGCGCCGGCGGGCCGGGCGAGGUCGAGCACGGUGGAGGACUCGAGUGGUGCGAGCUCUACGACUACGGCUACACCUCGCUCGGCUCGACCCACAACACGUUCCCCAACCCGCUCCUGCGCGCACCACCACCGACGUCCGACUCGACGAGCGCGGCCGCCGGCGACUAUCCGCAUCCGCUCGGAGGCUGGCGACCGGCAUGGGAGCUCGAGGACGAGGACGCCGAGCGGGCAGGACGAGAAACCUCGGUCGCCGCCGUCGUCGCCCGCACGGCUGCCUCGCCGUCCUCCUCCGCUCCUACCUCGCCGUCGUCCGCCCGCGCUCCUCCACCCAUCCCUCCACCGGCCCCGUCAUCAGCACCUCCACUCGCACGCGACGACGAGGGCGAUAGCUCGGUGCCCAUCGGCAGCAACCCGCCGAGCAGAGCGGGCUCGCCUCCAUCGCUCGCGCGAGGACAAGGCGGAGCGGGAGCUGGACCUCGAGCGUGAGGCGCUCGCUCUCGUAAAGCACGUCGCACAAGAGCGUGUGGCCCACGAGGGUGACUGCAACGAAGCACGCAUGAGCAGUUUCG
This is a messenger RNA of Rhodotorula graminis WP1, 1226 nucleotides long. RefSeq lists its product as uncharacterized. NCBI's taxonomy places the organism in Eukaryota, Fungi, Basidiomycota, Microbotryomycetes, Sporidiobolales, Sporidiobolaceae. The coding region runs from base 1 to 1143 and encodes 380 amino acids. Gene Ontology annotation, molecular function: FMN adenylyltransferase activity. The record is from RefSeq and is a predicted model, not a curated record. The transcript is spliced from 4 exons. Gene Ontology annotation, biological process: FAD biosynthetic process.